AUGGAAAAUAAACUGACUGAAAACAAAGAAUUAAGAGAAAAGAUUAUCAAUUAUUUAGAAAAGGUAGAAAAAAAUCAACUUGUCCGAAAGUUAGGAGCCAAAACUAAAAGUUUGUUACUGGCUGCUAAACAAGAAUACGAUGAAGUAAAUAAGGUUCAAAAAGACUAUCAAGAAUUGAUUUUAGAAUUAAAUGAGGAAGAAAAAAAAGAGCUCUUUACCGAAAUUAAAAGUUUAGAGUUAAAAAAAACCAAAAUAAUUGAAAAAAUUAAAGAAAAAAUAAUUGAAGAAGAAAAUAUUAGCCAAAAUAUCACUGUGGAAAUCCGACCCGGACCAGGAGGAGAAGAGGCUGGUUUAUUUGUAAACGACUUAUAUGAAAGCAGAGUAGGUUAUAAAGGUAAUUUUUCGUCGGUUUCUUUCUUAAUCAAGGGCAAGGGGGUUUUUAACUGUUUAAAAAAUGAAGCAGGGGUACACCGCGUUCAAAGAGUUCCGCUCACUGCCAAAAGGGGAGAAAUACAUACCUCUACUGCUACCGUAGUGAUUUUGCCAGAACCCCAAGAAAUCGCCGUCAAACUUAAUCCCCAAAAUUUAAAAAUUGAUACUUAUCGUUCGAGCGGAGCCGGCGGUCAACACGUUAACACCACUGAUUCAGCGGUAAGGUUAACUUAUACUUAUUCCACUAAUGGUAAAAUUGAAACUGUUAUAGCUACUUCCCAAGAUGGACGAAGCCAGCAUGAUAACCGCGAAAAAGCUUUGACGGUUCUGAAAAGUCGUUUAUGGGAAAAAUUACAAUCCGAACAGGAAAAAAAAUUAGGCAACUUACGUUCCUCCAUGAUUGGCACGGCUGAACGUUCCGAAAACUUUCGCACUUACAACUUUCCGGAUGACCGAGUGACAGACAAGCGGCUGAAAAUAAAAUUACAUAACCUCGAUAGUAUCAUGGAAGGAGAUUUAGAGGAAAUCUGUCAAAAAUCAAUUGAUUACGAACAAAGUGAAAAUGAAGCACCGAAAUAUAAAGCGGAGGAGGAAUUUUUUGAACUUUUACCUGAGGAGGUUUUGCCACCAGAGAAGCCCAAAGAGGAAAACGAUUUAAGAAAACUUGAGGACAAAAAAAUUGAAGAAGAAAUUAAUAAAUUUUUAAAACAUUUUUAUCACAAUUUUCUUGAAAAAGGAACAAACAAGUACAAAGAAAGAUUAAAAAGAGAAAUUAAAGUAAUUAGACCAAAAAAAGUUGAUGGGCGCGUUACUAAUGAAGCAACUUUAAAUAGCGACAUCAAAAAAUGCAAAGAAAUCUUUCCGGAAACAAGAGAAGCGGGAAUUGAUUUUGAGGGUUUUGCUGGUUGGUUAACUGAAAGUGAAAAGGGAGAAAAAGAAAAUAGUGAUAAAGUUACUAUGGGUCGGUGUGAUACCGAAGGAAAUAGUAUAGUACAACGGCUAAGAAUUACCAAAGAUGCGAAAACAGGAGGACAUAAUCAACUUAGGAUUGGUAAAUCUGCUAGACUUGAUGAGGGAGGACAUGGAAACUUGCACGAUGAAUUUACUGAAGAGAUCGACAAGAUGAUAAAAAAAGAACAUGCUUUUUCUACAGAUUUUCGUGAUUAUAUGGAAAGUUUUUAA
Molecule: messenger RNA, 1614 nt
Organism: Funneliformis geosporum
Lineage: Eukaryota; Fungi; Glomeromycota; Glomeromycetes; Glomerales; Glomeraceae
Source: the annotation of a GenBank genome assembly